AUGGAGGAAGACAGAAUCAGCCAAUUACCAGACGAAAUUCUCCAACAAAUCCUCUCAUUGAUCAGCAUCCAUGAAGCCGUCAAAACAACCAUUCUCUCCAAGCGAUGGCAACACGUCUGGCGCUCCCUCUCCCUCCUCCGCUUCCACCGCACCGCCGCCGCCGGCAGCCGCGUCCUCUCCCGGUUCGUCUCCCAGCUCCUCUCCCUCCGCGACUCCUCCGCCCCCGUCCACGACUUCCACUUCUCAUUCGACGGCCGAUUCCCUCUCCCCUUCGUGGCGGAAUGCGUGGCCUACGCCGUGAGCCACGGCGUCCGAUCCCUCCGCCUCCACGCCCCCGCCCACCGAACCCUAAGGCUCCCCGCCGCGCUCUUCGCCUCCACGACGCUGCGGGAGCUCGAGCUCCGCCAGCUGGAUGAAGGAAUCCACAUACCCGGACACUUUUCCCUACCGAAUUUGAAAACCCUUUAUCUCGAAACGCAGUUGUACUUCGAUGAUUAUGACGUGGAGAGGGAGCCCUUUGCCGGGCUCCCCGAGCUCGAGAGGCUCACUCUCCGCGGGUACCCCAUUCCUCGCCUUGUUAUAAAGGCUCCCAAGCUUAGAGUUCUUGAAAUCUUUUCCUAUGAAGACGUAGUGGGAGAGAUAUCUGCUCCGUUGCUUACCUCCUUCACAUUCCGUUGCCGUCGUCCUUGGGGUGAUGCUAAGAUGCAUCUCCCGUCGUUGGAGGAAGUCCGGUUAAACAUUUAUGGCGAUGGUUCGUGUCGCGACUUAGUUUGGAUGCUUCACCAACUCGCGAACGCUACCACUGUUACGUUGACUUUGGACACUAUCAGGAUUCUUGAAUGGGAUUUUGAUCUCCAUGAGAAAAGUUCUCCAUUUCCCAACAUCAAACGUCUCAAGGUGGUUAGAAGGAGUCCUCAUGGGUACAUUGGUAACUGGUGUCCUCAAGUUAACAACAAACUGCAAAGGAGAGUAAUCGACUAUAUGACACUAGGAACCUUGAAUUCUGAUUCGUUGAUGGUGGAGAUUCCUGAUGAUUUGGUUUUGAUUGAAUAUGAGCCGGGGUGGUGGUACUGGCAGUUGUGA
Molecule: messenger RNA, 1083 nt
Organism: Salvia hispanica
Lineage: Eukaryota; Viridiplantae; Streptophyta; Magnoliopsida; Lamiales; Lamiaceae
Product: F-box/FBD/LRR-repeat protein At2g04230-like
Molecular function (GO): protein binding
Source: RefSeq, a predicted model, not a curated record